ACUUCGUCGUCUUUUUGGACCAUUUGUGUCAAAACAAGCUAAACGUUUAAAUCGGGAUCUUCAAUUAUGCAACAACUGAAAAAAGAUUUCCACCCGAGCACGUAUUGUGUAUACAUAAAACGUGCUUCGCGCGUACAUACAGAAUCAAAAAUCAAAUUAGCGACAAAAUCUCGCAAAAAACGCGAACAUAAUGUGGAAGAAAAUGAGAUAACUGUGUACCACAUUCAACGAUACUGAACUUCCGAGAUCGUAGCACACAGUGUUUAAUUAGUGCUAAUAAAAGAAACGCUAAUUUUUAACAUUUCUUCUGUUUAUCUUCGCGAUAUCGUAACUUGCGAUACGUACAUUUGGUUUGCUUAAUACCGAAAACGAGAUGCUUUACUUAAGAUCGAUGAAGGAAGGGGAAAUUACAUAUAAAGGUCCCAGUUUCUCUUAAAUUUUAGUAUUCUCGUUUUUUCUUGGUAACUCCGUAAGCAAGAAAGAAAAUGAAGAAUUACGCCUGUGCCAUCUUACUGUUAAUGUGCGUGAUGUCGUACUCUAAUUGCGAAACAUAUCAGGAUUCAGGAGUCGUCAGCAUAAACCUAGCGGCAAAUUGUGCCUAUGAAGGUCUUUUCUAUACGGAGGGCGUACAUACGCUUCAUCAACCCUGCAGAGUGCUGAAAUGUUAUCCCGAUGGUGAUUCCAUAAUCGAACAUUGCCAUAUGAAUCCAAGAAUCAAGUGUCGACCUCCAGGAUACCCCGUUAUCGAGUUUAACGACAUAAAUGGCACUAAAUUUCCAGAAUGCUGUCCAUCGCUGAAGUGUUUUGAUAUGAUUGACCUUCCGGGGUCCAUAUAAAUCCUGUCACAAGCUGAGAACCAAAACUGGCAUCCUUACUACUUGUGUAACUCUCUCUUUUUCUGCUCACCGCCGAAUUAAAAAAUACGAAAAAAAUUAAACAUAAGAAAAAAAAUUCAAAUGUUAAAGAGGAACUACAAACUUUCACGUAGUUAGCUCUGAGUAAUGGUAGAGGAAAGUUCUCUGCAUGACCCUAGACGUGAUAUUCAUGUUAUCAAUAUUUUAAUAAAUCUAUACGCUAUGCAGAAGUGGAAUCAGCUAUAUCGAAAAUCCUUAUAAACUACCUUUAAAAAACAAAACUUUUUAAUUGGGCAAUCCGUUCCUUGCCCAACGACAAAACUUUUGCUACUCCGAACAAAUCUCAAAAUUGUGCAUAAUGUGUUUAUUUACAUAAAUAAAUUUAUGGGGAAACCCACUAUUUUAACAAAAAAUAACAGUCUAAAG
This is a messenger RNA of Vollenhovia emeryi, 1280 nucleotides long. RefSeq lists its product as uncharacterized. The record is from RefSeq and is a predicted model, not a curated record. Lineage: Eukaryota; Metazoa; Arthropoda; Insecta; Hymenoptera; Formicidae. The coding region runs from base 486 to 836 and encodes 116 amino acids. The transcript is spliced from 3 exons.